GCUAUUGUAUUUCGUUGAGGAAAUGUCCAAUCACGACGAUUGGCAGCCAGCUCUAUAUCGAAACGAGCACGCUUUUGUGUUUCAGAACGGUGCUUCACUUGUUGAACUGAUGAAUCCACAACGUUUUGAACUAGUCCUUGACCUUGGGUGUGGUACAGGUGAAUUGACAUACAAAGUCUCAAGUUCCGGUUGUUUUGUGAUUGGUGUGGAUUCUUCUUCAGCAAUGACUUAUUCUGCCAGAAACUCCUUUCCUGAAAUAGAGUUCAUAGUGGCAGAUGGUACAUUUCUUUGUUUUCGGUCCGUAUUGGAUUCUGUUUACAGUAAUGCCGUUAUUCAUUGGAUUAGCAAACCCUUACGGCUACUAGAAAGUGUUCACGAUUGCCUUUUGCCAGGAAAACCUUUUGUUGCAGAGUUGGGUGGCGAAGGAAACGUAGAGUCCAUUACAACUGCGCUUUGUCUAGCAACCGAGCAACAUACGAAUAGAAAGUGGGUUCCUACCAAGUGGUACUUUCCAAGGUUAACCCAGUUGGAAAGUUUAUUAGGAGAAGCGGGUUUUACUGUCAUAUUCAGUACAUACUUUGAUAGACUCACAAAGUUACAAAAUGGUUUUCAAGGAUUGAGAAACUGGUUAUCUAUGUUUUGUCCAGAGUUGUCAAGAAACUAUUCAAAAGAAGAAAUGGAAAGAAUACUUGAAACUGUGGAGACAGAAUUGCGGUCCAAGUUGUUUGAUGGAAACUAUNGAAAUUUUCCUAUGCGCAUUUUGUGUUUGCACGGCUUUCGACAAAAUGCCAAUAGCUUUCGAAAAAGAACAGGUGCUGUUCGAAAAGCGCUGGAAUCAAAAGUCAACUGUACUUUGGUAUAUAUUGAUGCACCCCAUGUUGUGGAGCCUGCUGGAGAAAUUCUCAUCGAAGAGACAGGCGAACGCAAGUGGAUUGGUCCACAACUUGGUUGGUGGAAAGCAUCCUCUGAUGGGAAGCACUAUGAGGGUUGGAGAGAAACUGUCGACUAUUUGAGAAAUGUGUUUCGUUCUCAGGGUCCUUUUGAAGCUAUUCUUGGCUUCAGUCAAGGAGCAGCACUGAGUUCUCUCAUCUGUGCUAUGAAGGAACGUGCAGUAGAACUAGGCCACGAAGAAUUUUCUUGCAUUCGUUUUGCUCUUAUUUUUUCAGGUUUCGUUUCCCGUGCUGAGGAACAUUUGCCUCUGAUAAAGACAACCAUCCAUACUCCUGCCUUGAUCUGUUAUGGUAAGGCAGAUGACUUGGUGGAUGCUUCUCGAAGCCAGGAUCUAGCCCAACUGUUUGCCAAUGCCACCAUUUUAGAACAUGAAGGUGGUCAUUUGGUUCCGUCAGGAGCAACCGAAAGGGAACAAAUCAUUCGUUUUGUCUUGCAACACAAUGACUAUAAGGAUGCUUUUACGGAGAUAAGACACAAUGGAAAGCAUUCUAAUCUUUGAAGGUGUUGAGAAAUACAGAUACAUUUUCGUAAAUAACAAAAGCUAGCUUGGAAGUUAUUGGUCGAUUUUGCUUCGUCACUAUUGAGCAUUAUAAUAUGAAAAUGAUAAAAGUAUUGGAAGUGUUUUUGAAGAAACUGAAUGACUUGCAG
Galdieria sulphuraria is the source of this 1599-nucleotide messenger RNA. RefSeq names its product methyltransferase. Lineage: Eukaryota; Rhodophyta; Bangiophyceae; Galdieriales; Galdieriaceae. The record is from RefSeq and is a predicted model, not a curated record. Gene Ontology annotation, cellular component: nucleus; cytoplasm. The transcript is spliced from 5 exons. The coding region runs from base 23 to 1450 and encodes 475 amino acids.